Camponotus floridanus (Florida carpenter ant) is the source of this 612-nucleotide messenger RNA. Its product is annotated as putative mediator of RNA polymerase II transcription subunit 21. The transcript has 4 exons. Lineage: Eukaryota; Metazoa; Arthropoda; Insecta; Hymenoptera; Formicidae. The coding region runs from base 1 to 612 and encodes 203 amino acids. The record is from RefSeq and is a predicted model, not a curated record.
AUGUCUCAAGAUAUUAAUGAAGAGAUGGGCGCUUUGGUGCUGCAAGAUGCUGCGCAGCCAACGAUGCAGCAGCUGAUGCAACAAAUGUUGCAUCAGCAAAAUUUGUUGCAUCAGCUGCAAAUAUUUAUGCAGCAGCAGCAGCAGCAGCAGCAGCACCAGCACCAGCACCAGCAGCAGCAUCAGCAGCAGCCGCCGUCGCCGCCGCCCCCGCCGCCGCCGCAGGAACAGAAGGAGCAACAGCAGGAGCAAAAUGAGGAAGCGGCAAGGCUCGUGCCCGCUAGUAUACCCAGCGCGGCAGGGGCAUGUCUGGCGGUCGAGGAGGCGACCGAGGUCAAGGAGGCUGGGCCCGAAGAGGCGCCGGGGUCCGAGGAGAUGGCUGGGCCCGAGGAAGCCGAGGAGGCGGCUGGGCCCGAGGAGGCCGAGGAGGCGGUUGGGCCCGAGGAGGCCGAGGAGGCGGUUGGGCUCGAGGAGGCCGAGGAGGCGGAACCCAAGGUGAACGACACCCUCUUCUCCGGCUCGGCAGCUGCUCCCCGUUCGACGGUCGAAGUGGCCCUGGUGAUCGGGGCGUCGACGCUGGUCGUGGAAUGCGGCUCGGCUGGCGGCGAAUGUUAG